GUGCGCUCGCGGCUCACAUUCAUUCCAUUUCGAGUCGUCGGCCCGUACAGACGUCGAAUCGUACCGUUCUUAAACAGAAACCGAAACAGAAACCGACACAGACCGUGGCAAGAGAGCGCGUGCGUAACCGUUUCCGUUUAACUACCAAGAUCGUCGUAAUUCGCCAGCGGGCUAAAAUUGGCUAAAAAUACAAAACUGGGCAGUGCAACUGGGCUUGCAACCAAGAACUGAUAAAACGAGAAAAAUUAUCUCCUCGGUGUGCAAAACGAAGAAAAAACUUGUUCUAGAAACUACAAAACUGAACUGAACAAAAGAAAAUCUGGUCUAAAGUGGAAAUUAUAUUGUACUGCCGGAAUAAAAAAAAAAGCAUCUUAAAGUGCAAAGCCAACCAGCCAGCAGCUAUCCCGAGUGGUUUUUAUCUGAUAGAUGUCACAUCUUAUCUUAAGCUGUCUGUGUAUCUGAGUGUGUGUAUCUUCAGUGUGUGUGUGUGUGUGUCGAAAACAGCUGUCGAGUGCCCUUGAGUGGGUGGACAAGAGCUUCUCUGUCUCUAGUUCUCUCACAGUGAUCAUCAAUUAUGACGGCCGAGACCCUCAAGCCGUUCAUUACGCCAACGAGCACCGUGGAUGACUUUCCGGCCAAGCCGGCCAUUACGGCGACCGCCCAGCGACGUACCCGCCAGCUCAUCCCCCUUGUCAUGGGGGUCAUUGGUCUGGGACUGGUCGUUGCCAUUCUCAGUUUAACGAUAUGGCAGACCACGAGGAUCUCGCAUCUGGACAAGGAACUGAGAAGCCUCAAGCGAGUGGUCGACAAUCUCCAGCAGCGACUGGGCAUCAACUAUCUGGAAGAGCUUGACGAGUUCCAAAAGGAGUACGAGAAUGCACUCAUCGACUAUCCCAAGAAACCGGAUGGCUACACGGACGAAGACGAGGACGCCGAUGGCAUGGAUCCCGAUGCCGAUGACGACACGGACGACUGGAAUGCUCUCGGCGAAGAGGACGACGAUGAUGAUGAUUUGGGCAUGGACUAUGCGGAGUACGAGGACAUGAUCAACAAGCUGAAGAAGGAGGAGGAGACCACUUCCGAGUCCAGCAUUAGUACCACAGAUGACGGAGACAACACCUCCGCCUCGUCCUCGGCCUCGAAUGAUGACAAUGUGUUCGAGGACUUUACCAGCUUUAAUGCCUCCAGAAAGAAGAAGGAUAGAAAAUCCCGAUCCAUUGCUGAAGUUCGCAAGGAUCUGCAGUCGGUGAUGGCCAACCAAACUGAGGUAGAGGAGAAGUCCUCCGCUGAGGCAGCUUCCAAGGAGAGCAGUAGUCCAUCCUUGCACCAUCGUCGCCGCUUCCGCCAUCGCUCCAGUCGCCAGCGCAGCUUGGUCCGCAAAGGUGACUCUCUUAUUUCAGCCAAAUCCGUGAACAGUCCCACGUCCAGAACGCCAGCAGCCCACUUCCAUUUGACGCGCAAGGUGCCGCAUCACCAGUCAUCGAUUCAGCCCACCUCCUACAAUGGAGACAUGUACAUAGGCGAUGGCCACGAUGGAAAUGGAAAUGAUUGGCAACAGCACUUCUCGAUUCGCGAUGGCGUCUUGACGGUUCACCAGCCGGGCCUAUAUUACGUAUACGCCCAGAUCUGCUACAACAACACCCACGAUCAUAACGGAUUCAUUAUCUUCCGGGGCCAUAAUGCCUUCCUGCAGUGUCUCAACACAGUGCCCACGAACAUGGUACAGAAGGUGCACACCUGCCACACCAGUGGCAUCAUAAACCUGGCCGAAAUGGAAACCAUUCAUCUGAGGGACAUACACCAGGAUCGGGGUACAGUUCUGCGAAACUCCAACAAUCGCAGCUACUUUGGCAUUAUUAAGUUGUGAAAUGGGGAUUUGGGAUGCAAUCCCCGGCCAUCAGAAGAGGAGGAGAAGGAGGAGGACACACCAGUCGCCAGUUUUUAAGCUUUAGCUCGUGAAUGCGAUUCAUCGUCAGCGUGGAUCCCCUAGCUCGUAGUACCUAGCUUUAGUCACAGCUCAUACCUAAUCUCAAUACGAAUCGCACGAAAAUCAUAUUUAUUUUGUAUAUAUACUCCCUCGACUAUAUCGAAAAGUGAAUAAAAUUAUAGUCCAAAAUAAGAUGUAA
This is a messenger RNA of Drosophila ananassae, 2126 nucleotides long. RefSeq names its product protein eiger (gene egr). Bases 575 to 1867 code for a protein of 430 amino acids. NCBI's taxonomy places the organism in Eukaryota, Metazoa, Arthropoda, Insecta, Diptera, Drosophilidae. The transcript is spliced from 7 exons. Gene Ontology annotation, cellular component: membrane. Gene Ontology annotation, biological process: immune response. Gene Ontology annotation, molecular function: receptor ligand activity; tumor necrosis factor receptor binding. The record is from RefSeq and is a predicted model, not a curated record.